AUGCUUAUGAGUGUGGCCCGACCCCGCAGGGUGGACGUGCUUCCUCCCGAUGACGAUGACUUCGACCAAGGCACAGCUGCAGGUCUUUUGUCGUGGCAUUUUGAUCUAAGUCAAAGCAUCAACGCUGCUCGCAUCCUCCAACAGCGAGUUCACCAAAUGCCUUUCAGCCAUAUUCAAAUGAAGGCCGUUGGAUGGGCCGAAUCUGGACUCAAACAGGAGGAGCAGGAGAACCAAGAAACGGCGUCCUAUGGCCGUCCUUACAACACCCAAGUAUUGGCAGCGACGAUGAUGUCCAACUGCACCUCACGCACAUCUCCCUUAUCUCAUGUCUCGCAUUUCUCCACGACAACGGGCCCAAGGGAUGUGUGUCAGUCUUCGAGUGCCAGCGUGCCUGUCAGUCCGGAACUUCUCGAGUCUCCAUAUUGGCAAGGCAUCACAGCAACAGGGCCAGAUAGCCUUCCGUUUGUUGCUCCUGGGGGGGAAGCAGUAUGGGGACACGCCCCAUCCAUUCUUAACCCCCCCCCAGCGUUCAACUAUGGCAGCUACACCAUCGGCGUACAUGCCAGCAUGAUUCCGCAACAAGUGUUCAGCGGCAUUCCCUCUGUUCCUGACAGCGACACGACGGAUCAUGGAAGUCCUGACUCCAAGCUGUGUGCCUCGUCGGAUCUCCUUGGGCCCAUAGUCCUCGAUGACGAGUCCAGCCAGGCCUGGAGCAUGUCGCCGUCGGAGACCAGUCCUGCCCUCGUGGAAGGUCAACCCGGAGUCGAUGUGGCAUGGGAUGAUUCAGCUACCGACGACAAGACUGUGUCUCCUAAAAUGCUGCGCUUGAGACGGUCGCCAACCCCAUGCUCGGUCUACCCCGAGCCGGCCUUGUUGCCGCCUGCUGCGAAGGUCGAUAUUGCUUUGGAGUCUCCGAAGAAUACCUUGGCCACUUCAAAAACAAGAAAGCUCCUCCAGAGCAAGAGUCAACGCACAGUCCUGCCAUCGGGCAGCACCGUCCUGUCCUCAUCCAGCUCCAAGACCAAGGGUCGCCCCUCCAACACUCGGUCCCCCUCACCAAGCUUGUCUCGCAAGACGAUCUCCAAGCCAAAGAGCAUGCCGCGUCUGGCUCCUGCCCCACGGAUGCCUCCUUCCCCAACUACUGUAGCAGCUCUUGACCCUUCGUUACCAUCCCUACGGUGUACCUCUCAACCCUUUGGUAGUGAACCUUGGUCUGAAGUACCCCAGAUCAAAUUCGAGCUGUCAGAUCGGAUGUCGAAGGAUCAGUUCCUUGUUACCAAGAAGAGGGAAGGGCUGACAUACAAGGAGAUCCGUCGCAUGGGCGGAUUCACCGAGGCCGAGUCCACGCUGCGUGGGAGGUACAGGACGUUGACAAAGAGCAGAGAGGCUCGGGUUAGGAAGCCCGAGUGGUCCGAGCUGGAUCUUCGCCUCCUAGAGAAAGGUGUCCGCGCCCUCGCCCAUACCCCCGACCUCAACUCGGCCAAAGUCCCGUGGAAGAAGGUGGCCGAGUAUAUCGUUGAACAUGGCGGCAGCUAUCACUUUGGCAACUCAACCUGCCGUAAGCGUUGGGAUGAGCUCGUGAGGGAGCAGAUGGCGAAGGGCAAGAGCAUAAAUGAACCGUUCUUUGAUGAUGAGCCGGCCCGCUGCCCGGCUGAUGGUACUACUGGACAGAAGGCCUAUUGGCUGUUUGCUCUUGGCGCAUCGGAAGUUGGACAUAAUGGUGGCUUGAGGGAAGGAGAGGAGGAGGAGGGGGAGGAGGAGGAGAGGUAA
This is a messenger RNA of Thermochaetoides thermophila DSM 1495, 1770 nucleotides long. RefSeq lists its product as uncharacterized. The transcript has 4 exons. Lineage: Eukaryota; Fungi; Ascomycota; Sordariomycetes; Sordariales; Chaetomiaceae. The record is from RefSeq and is a predicted model, not a curated record. Bases 1 to 1770 code for a protein of 589 amino acids.